CAAAGGAGGUAAGUCAAGUGUGUGGCGACCAUUGGUCUCUGGUAACGAGUGGCAAAAAAUAUCUGAAAGCACCCACAUAAAAAAAAAUCUUAACUCGAUCUAAAGAGAUAAAAGAAUCAGAUUUCAAGAAGAAGAAAAAAACUUAAGCUUUUGAUCUUGAAAGACUCAAACUUUCUCAAUGAAUCCCCAAGCUGUUUCGUGUAGCUUCGGCUUCGUUUCUGCGCCACUUGUCUCUCCCAGAACUUCGCGAUUUGUAAUCCAAGCCAAAUCGGAACCAUCGGAGAAAUCAGUGGAGAUUAUGAGGAAGUUCUCGGAGCAGUACGCUCGUCGCUCAGGGACUUACUUCUGUGUUGACAAAGGUGUUACCUCUGUCGUCAUCAAGGGUUUGGCUGAGCAUAAAGAUUCGUAUGGUGCACCGCUUUGUCCUUGCAGACAUUAUGAUGAUAAAGCUGCUGAGGUUGGACAGGGCUUUUGGAACUGUCCUUGUGUUCCUAUGAGAGAGAGGAAGGAGUGCCAUUGUAUGCUUUUCUUAACUCCUGACAAUGAUUUCGCUGGGAAAGAUCAGACUAUUACGUCAGAUGAAAUCAAAGAAACAACAGCUCACAUGUGAGAACUGAUUCAGAGAGAAACGUAUCACCAAAUGCAGCCUGUACAUUGAUACCCUCAUCAUCUUCUUCUUCUUCGUUCUUCUGUACAACUAUUUUCCUUGUCAGAUAAAUACUUUAGUAUGAUCUUGUUUUUGCAAAUGAUUACAAAUGAUAUAAAAGGAUCUGACUAUA
Molecule: messenger RNA, 779 nt
Organism: Brassica napus (rape)
Lineage: Eukaryota; Viridiplantae; Streptophyta; Magnoliopsida; Brassicales; Brassicaceae
Product: ferredoxin-thioredoxin reductase catalytic chain, chloroplastic
Exons: 6
Coding region: 179-610 (143 amino acids)
Molecular function (GO): oxidoreductase activity, acting on iron-sulfur proteins as donors
Source: RefSeq, a predicted model, not a curated record